Molecule: messenger RNA, 6491 nt
Organism: Anopheles cruzii
Lineage: Eukaryota; Metazoa; Arthropoda; Insecta; Diptera; Culicidae
Product: 5-oxoprolinase
Exons: 3
Coding region: 213-4187 (1324 amino acids)
Biological process (GO): glutathione metabolic process
Cellular component (GO): cytosol
Molecular function (GO): 5-oxoprolinase (ATP-hydrolyzing) activity
Source: RefSeq, a predicted model, not a curated record
GUGUGCUGAAAGAGCCAUCGCGAGAGGAAGUGCCCCUCUGGAACAGGACCGCGAACGUGUGAAUAUUCCGACUCGCUGUUUGCCUAGCCGUCGUUAUCUUCCGGACGGACGGUGACCCAACUCCAGCUUCUCUCGCGGCAGUGUUCAAGUGUCUUGCAGUCCGGCAAGUGGGUUCGCAUCGUCGCUAGCUUUCGACAAUCCAAGUGGGCAGCAUGGACAACAGUGGCGAAGGAAAGUACAAUUUCGCAAUCGACCGCGGCGGCACCUUCACCGAUGUGCUGUGCAUUACGCCGGACCGCUCCGUCCGCACGCUCAAGCUGCUGUCGGUGGAUCCGGCCAACUACGCGGACGCACCGACCGAAGGCAUCCGGCGGGUGUUGCAGCAGGAAACGGGUGGCCGUGCUCUGACGCCGAGCGGCCUCAUCGACACCGGGCUGAUCGGAUGGGUGCGCAUGGGGACGACGGUGGCGACGAACGCCCUGCUCGAGCGGGCCGGCGAUCCGGUGGCGCUCGUCGUGAACCGGGGUUUCCGUGAUUUGCUGCAGAUCGGCAACCAGGCGCGGCCCAAAAUAUUCCAACUGAACAUCGAAAAACCUUCGAACCUAUACCGCGAAGUGGUCGAAAUCGAUGCCCGAAUCGUGCCGGCUCAGGACGGCCAGUGUCAGCUGGCGGCUGCGGGUGAGUGGCGCCGGUUGAGCGGUGCUUCCGAUGCGGCUUACCUCGAAACCGUGCCACUCGAUGAGUCCGAUGUGCGGCAGAAGCUGAGCGCCCUUCGGGAGUCCGGAAUCCACUCGCUGGCCGUAGUUCUCGCCCACAGCUACGCCUGUCCGGAGCACGAGCUGCGUGUCGGUGCGAUUGCUCGCGAACUUGGCUUCCCGUACGUCACCCUCUCCCACCAAGCGAUGCCCAUGUGCCGGUUGGUGGCCCGUGGAUUCACGGGCUGUGCCGAGGCGUAUCUAACACCGCACGUCGAGCGCUAUUUGGCCGGCUUCCGGGCCGGCUUUCGCGAUCAGCUGCGCGGUGCCGAAGUGCUGUUCAUGCAGAGCGACGGAGGGUUGACGCAGAUGGAGCACUUCCGUGGUGCGCGGGCCAUUCUGAGUGGACCGGCCGGUGGCGUCGUUGGGUACGCGGUAACCGGUGUACGCGACGCCGACGGAAUGGACCUAAUCGGAUUCGAUAUGGGUGGCACGUCGACCGAUGUGUCCCGGUUUGCGGGCAACUACGAGCACGUGAUCGAAAGCACGACCGCCGGCGUUACGAUUCAGGCCCCGCAGCUCGACAUCAACACGGUGGCGGCGGGUGGCGGGUCCCGGCUGUUCUUCCGGGCCGGUCUGUUCGUCGUCGGACCCGAAUCGGCAGGUGCCCAUCCGGGACCGACUUGCUACCGGAAGGGGGGGCCCCUCACGGUGACCGAUGCCAAUCUGAUCCUGGGUCGCCUGCUGCCCGAGUACUUUCCGGCCAUUUUCGGACCCCGCGAGAACGAACCACUCGACUACGAAGCGACACGGGCCGCGUUUGAGGUGCUGCGCCGGGAAAUUAACGACCAUCUGGUUGAAUCCGGUCGGUCGGCGCUAUCACUGCAGGAGGUCGCUCUCGGGUUCGUGCGGGUUGCCAACGAGGCGAUGUGUCGGCCGAUCCGUGCUUUAACGCAAGCUCGCGGAUACGACACAUCACGACACGCGCUGGCGUGCUUCGGUGGGGCCGGCGGUCAGCACGCGUGUAGCAUUGCGCGCGAGCUCGGAAUGCACCGGGUGGUGCUCCACAAGUACGCCGGUAUCCUGUCGGCGUACGGGAUGGCGCUGGCGGAUGUAGUGCACGAAGCGCAGGAACCGUGCGGGUUGGAGUUGUGCGAAGAAAGUCGUCCGCAGCUUAAGGAACGUCUGCAGGCCCUCUCGGCGGCCUGCGUUGAGCAGCUGGAGCUGCAAGGAUUCUCACUGGCCACCGAAACGAUCCAACUCGAACCGUACUUGCACCUGCGGUACGAAGGCACGGACUGUGCGCUGAUGUGCCGCCCGGAUCGGGUGGUCGAAACGGCGACCCACACGGUGUACGGCUUCGGGGACUUUGGCCGUACGUUCCGCGAUCGCUACCGGAGUGAGUUUGGGUUCGUGCUCGAAGGACGUCGCAUCCUGGUGGACGAUAUUCGCGUGCGUGGCUGUGGCCGUGCGACGCUCUUCGAUGAGCCGCAGGUCGAGGAAGCGGCCGCCGCCUCCGGUGGGCCACUGUACGCGGAGAAAACGACCGUCGCGUACUACGAGGACGCCGGAGCCCUGGUGACACCGGUUUACGAUUGCAGCAAGCUACGCUUCGGCCACACGAUCGCCGGACCCGCCAUCCUUAUCGAUCGGCUGUCGACGAUCGUGAUCGAACCGGGAGCGAGUGCAGCGAUUACGUGCCGUGGUGAUCUGACGAUCGAGCUAAACCGGGGCGGCCGGUCAGCGCGGGUCGAUGAGCGGCUCGAUGCGGUACAGUUGAGUAUCUUCAAUCACCGCUUCAUGAGCAUCGCCGAGCAGAUGGGCCGUGUCCUGCAGCGGACGGCCAUUUCGACCAACAUCAAGGAGCGGCUCGAUUUCUCGUGCGCCCUCUUCGGACCGGACGGAGGGCUGGUCAGCAACGCACCGCACAUUCCGGUCCACCUGGGGGCGAUGCAGGAAACGGUCCAGUACCAGCUGCGGGUGCGGGGCGGCACCCUGAAGCCGGGCGAUGUCCUCCUCUCGAACCAUCCGCAGGCCGGUGGAUCCCAUCUGCCGGAUCUGACGGUCAUUACACCGGUCUUUGCUCCGGAGUCCGAGUCGGAGUCAUCGCCCGUGUUCUUCGUCGCUUCCCGUGGCCAUCACGCCGAUAUCGGGGGCAUCACGCCCGGUUCGAUGCCACCGCACUCGACUUCGCUGGCCCAGGAAGGGGCCGCCUUUAAAUCGUUCCUCCUCGUCGAGGGGGGCCACUUUCGCGAGGACGCAAUCGUGGAGCGACUCACGAGGGCAUCGGCUCCGGAAGUGGGCGCACCCGGGACGCGCAACCUGCGUGACAAUCUGUCCGAUUUGCGGGCCCAAAUUGCGGCCAACCAGAAGGGCAUCACGCUCGUCGGUGAACUGAUCGAAGCAUACGGGCUCGGAGUGGUGCAGGCGUACAUGGGCCACAUGCAGGCGAACGCGGAUUUGGCGGUGCGUGAAAUGUUGCGCAAGGUGGCACGGGAAGCGCGCCAGAGGCAAUCGGAAGGCGGCACCACGGACACCACGGACCCGGUGGUGGUGCUGGAAGCCGAGCAGCUGAUGGACGAUGGCACUCCGAUUCGGUUGGCGGUCCGGAUCGAUGAGGUGCGCGGCUCGGCGGUUUGUGAUUUCAGCGGCACCGGUGUGGAGGUGGCCGGGAACUGUAACGCACCGCGGGCCAUUACGUUUUCGGCGCUAAUCUACUGUCUGCGCUGUCUGGUCGGAUACGAUGUGCCACUGAACCAGGGUUGCCUGGCGCCGAUCGAAGUUAUCAUUCCAGCCGGUUCCAUUCUUGACCCCUCGGAGGGUGCGGCCGUCGUCGGGGGAAACGUUCUGACCUCGCAGCGGGUCGUCGACACGGUGCUGGCCGCGUUCGGUGCGUGUGCGGCGUCGCAAGGCUGCAUGAACAACGUAACGAUCGGCGACGAAGCGUGGGGUUACUACGAAACGGUGGCCGGUGGAAGUGGAGCUGGCCCUGGUUGGCACGGAACGAGCGGUGUGCACACGCACAUGACCAACACGCGCAUUACGGACCCGGAAAUCCUCGAGCUCCGCUAUCCGAUCAUCCUGCAGCGCUUCAGUUUGCGAGAGGACGGCAGUGGAGGCGCCGGGCAGUUCCGUGGCGGUGAAGGUGUUCACCGGGAGUUGCUGUUCCGGCGCCCGAUGACCCUGUCGGUACUGACGGAGCGUCGUACCCUGCGGCCGUACGGUGCGGCCGGCGGUGGCCCCGGAAUGCCGGGACUCAAUCUGCUGAUCCGUGCGGCCGGACCACGCACGAUGAACAUUGGCGCCAAAACGGCGAUCGGCGUUGAGGCGGGCGAUGUAUUCUCGAUGAAAACACCCGGCGGUGGAGGGUACGGAGUGCCGGGGGAAACGGAUGAGGCGAACGAAGCGGGCAGACCGGGAAUGGGCCCGGUGAAGCUGUUUACGGAGCGCGGGAGUGUGUACGAGUACCGGCUGGCCCAGGAGUCCGUCUGAUGGCACGACGUUGGUUUCAACUUUAACUUCUAUCUCGUGCUGAUCGUCAUCCUUUUGAUCGUCGUGGUCGUCAUGUUUAAAUGAAACGUAGCCCCGGGGCCUCCCGAGUAGGUGGCCAUUGCAAGUUUUUUUUAUCUUCUCGUUCCAAACACGUUCGUAAUCAAGGUCACACGUUUGUCCGCCACUUCCUGCGAGGCACGUCUGUGUCGAAAGCUGCGCUUCCCUCAUUACGAUCGUUCAAUCCGGUAACUCGUGCCAAAUACAUAGAAACGAAACGUAGCUUUAACGUUCGGGAUAGUUAGUGUACUGUUUGCGCGUAGCGCGUUAGUUUAGAGAUUUUACCAUUCGGAUCGUUAUUGAUUCCACAGGAUACGUAGGACCGGACCAACUAGAAGCCGUUUUGUAGAAGAAUUUCUAUAUUUCCCCCUAGCCUUCAAAGGUUGUUUAAUCGAAAAACUAAAUAUCAGGUUGGCUAAAAAGAAAUCGACGUUUUUCACGAUAGAUGCCUUUAGUGAUCGAUAUCUUGUGAAGUAUCGAUCGUACAGUUUCAAGUUUAGGCUCGUUUUAAAGCUGAUUCUUUACACUUCAAAAAAUGCUUUCAUUGUUUUUUGUUUGUUCCAUUCGUUUGUGAGUUACAGGGUGUUAACAAUGGAGGUCAACGCAGAAAAAAUUCGGUACAUUUUACAUUUUUUGUCCGAUAAAGGCGAAAACUCAAGCUAGGCUUCUGAAAUUUUGCAUGAUGUUUAUGCUGCCGAUACUCUAACAGCUAGCUGGGUGAAAUUUUGGUUUCGUUUACACGUUUCAGUUAUUUUUUAUGUUAAAGCCUACGCAGACACGUCAUCGAAAAUGUCGAUAAAAUCACAGAAAUAAUCAAAGUAAAUCGGCAUUUUAGUAUUCAAAGCAUCGGCCAGGAGCUAAAGAUCAAUCAUCGAACAGCUUAAAGCCAUUUGCGCAAAGCUGGAUUCACAAAGAAGCUCGAUAUUUGGACGCCACCCUAUUUACAUAAAAAAAACAUGAUGGCCAUCUGCACAGUUUUGGCCGCACGGAAUGAAAUCGAACCAUUUCUUAAACGGAUGGGUACUGGGGAUGAGAAAUGGGUCACUUACGACAAUAUUGUGUGAAAUCGGUCGUGGUCUAAGCGAGGUGAAGCAACUUAACCUGUGGCCAAACCAGAAAUAACGACUAGGAAGGUUCUACUGGGUAUAUGGUGGGACUUGAAAGGAAUAGUUUAUUAUGAGUCACUUCCCUGUAGCUGAACAAUAAAUUCAGAUUUCUACUACCAACAUCUGCACGGUUUGAAGAUGACAAUUGACCAGAAACGACCAGAAUCGGCCAACAAAAGAGGUGUUGUGUUCCAUCAGGAAAACUAAAUGUCAUGCACGUCUUUAGUGACUCACCAGAAAGUCCGGAAGUUUGUUUGGGAUGUUUUAAUGCAUCCACCGUAUAGUCCGGACCUUGCACUAGGCGAUUGACACCUUUUUCGCGCAUUACAAAAUUUUCUGAGUGAUGAAAAACUGAGAUUAAAAAAGGAUUAUAAAAAUGGAUUUCUCGAGUUUUUUGUCAAUAACGACUAAUCCUUUUACAAAAUAGACAUUAUAAGCCUACCUUUGAAAAGACAACAAAUUUUCCAACAAAAUGGUGCAUAUUUGACGCAAAUCGGACCAUUGGAAACCUGUUAAAUAUAGUUUUGAAGUUCACCCAAAAAACGUCGAUUUCUUUUUAGCCAACCUUAUAUUACUGUAAACCAGUACGGAAAAAGGAAAAAAAAACAUGUUUUUAUAGUAUUAAAUUUUUGUAACACAAUAUUCUCUAAUAUAUAAAGAGCUGCGUCCGAUUGACCACUGUACGAGUCGUCGUGUAUCGAUCAAAUCGUUUAGAAUAUUUACAGUUGCAGUAGAACUUACUUACAGGUGGUGCACCAAGCGCAAGCUGAUGUUUCGGUUGAACUGAAACGGGGCCGAAUUAGGCGGAAAUCCGAGGUGAAAAGUGCUACUAAUGCAUUGAUAGUCCCAACCCGUAAAUAUACAACAUUACAGUAAGCCACAGAGAUUAACGUUGUCUCGUUGGCUUGGCGGUUGCAGCCUGUAGAAGAAAAAUCACUUAUAACGGCAGAGGGCUGAAGAAGACAGUAAAUCCAUUUUCCAUUGGCGUUUAUUUCGCGAAUGUACAAUUCCCUAAACAUUAAUCUAACAUAUGGGACAAUUCUUCCUUAAGAAGUCCAUCACUGUCCAUCCAUCCAUCUGUCCAUCUGCCAUUAACGAACGCUGGGGUCUUUGCAGGGAAGCAAAAUAGAUAAAAUCUAUA